Messenger RNA from Capsicum annuum, 2992 nucleotides. Its product is annotated as cleavage and polyadenylation specificity factor subunit 6. The coding region runs from base 182 to 2254 and encodes 690 amino acids. Gene Ontology annotation, molecular function: mRNA binding. Gene Ontology annotation, biological process: mRNA alternative polyadenylation. NCBI's taxonomy places the organism in Eukaryota, Viridiplantae, Streptophyta, Magnoliopsida, Solanales, Solanaceae. The record is from RefSeq and is a predicted model, not a curated record. Gene Ontology annotation, cellular component: mRNA cleavage and polyadenylation specificity factor complex. The transcript has 3 exons.
CCUUAAAAAAUCGAGAAAAUACUAAAGCCAAAAUAUUACCCCUCUUCCUCUAAGUUUCCUAUCAGAAAAAAAUACCUCGCAACUUUCCAGAACAAUUAGGGUUUCGGGUUUCUCCCCUUUUCUUCACUCUUCUCCAACAAAAUUCAACUUCGCGGACCCUCCGGUGUGUUAGGUUGAGGAUAUGGAGGAUAAUGAUGGAGUUGGUGGAGAGCCGAUUGAGCAGUUCCAUAGGAAUGAAGCGAUUUCGGCGGUGGCAGAUGAUGGUUUGUUUGUUGAAGAAGAAGAUGAUGAUUAUGAAGAUCUUUAUAAUGAUGUUAAUGUUGGUGAGAAUUUUCUUCAGUCGUUACGUAAGAAUGAUGAGGUAGAGAGGAAGGUUGAGGCUGAGUCUGUGGCUCCGGUGGCUGCGCCUCCCGUGGUGGUGGAAGAAACGCCGCAAGUGGUAGAUGAGAGUGCGCGUGUCGAUUUUCAGGAGGAGGUUGUGAAAGAGGAGGAUGUAGUGUCUGGGGUAUCUGCUAGAGUGUCUGUAGGUGGUGGUGCAGCUGGGUCUGGGGUUUCGGGUGGGGGUGGGGGUGGGGGGUUUAGGGUUGAGUUAAGUAAUCCAUCGAAUAAGAUGGGGGAUUUAGGGGAGAGGAUGGUGGUGAGUGGGAGUGUUUCGAAUCAGGUGAUGGUUCAACAACAGACUCAUGGUGGUGGUGGUGUUGGAAAUGUUGGUAAUGUUGGUAAUAUGGGGAAUGACAGUAUGAUUAGGCAAGGAGGGGUUAAUGUGAAUGUGAACGGGGCGGGUAAUGUUGUUUCGGGAGUUGGGGGUGUUAGUAGUGGAGGAGGUGGUGGUGGAGCGACAAUUCUUUUUGUUGGUGAUUUGCAUUGGUGGACGACAGAUGCUGAGCUGGAGUCUGAGUUGAGCAAGUAUGGAAUUGUGAAAGAGGUGAAAUUUUUUGAAGAGAAAGCUAGUGGGAAGUCUAAAGGAUAUUGUCAGGUUGAGUUUCAUGAUUCCUCAGGUGCUUCAGCUUGCAAGGAAGGCAUGAAUGGACAUGUAUUCAAUGGGCGGCCAUGUGUGGUUGCGUUUGCAUCAUCACCGUAUAAUGUGAAGAGGAUGGGUGAGGCUCAGGUGAAUCGAAAUCAACAGGUUACCCAAACUGCUGUUCCCCAGGCAAGGCGGGGGCCUGGUGAAGCUCCUGGUAAAAUUGGAAAUAACAACACUCCUACUGGUGGUAAUUAUCAAGGUGGUGGUGGAGAUGGAAACAGGGGUGGUUAUGGUAGAGGAAAUUGGGGUAGAGGAGGUCCUCAAGCUAUGGGAAAUCGGGGGCCUGUGGGUCCUAUGAGAAACAGACCUGGUGGGAUUGCAGGAAGGGGAAUGAUGGGAAACGGUGGAGGUGGAUUUGGACAAGGUAUGGGUGGUGCACCUCCACUUAUGCAUCCUCAAACAAUGAUGGGUCAAGGCUUUGAUCCUGCUUUUGGAGGGCCUAUGGGGAGAAUGGGUGGUUAUGGAGGAUUUCCUGGUGGUCCCGCCCCACCAUUUCCUAGUAUGUUAUCAUCUUUUCCACCUGUUGGAGGAGUUGGUAUGCCUGGAGUAGCUCCUCAUGUAAAUCCCGCAUUCUUCGGUAGAGGCAUGCCAAUGAAUGGCAUGGGGAUGAUGCCUGCUGCUGGUAUGGAGGGGCCUAACAUGGGGAUGUGGUCAGAACCUAAUGCAGGUGGAUGGGCUGGCGACGAGCAUGGUGGUAGAGUAGGAGAGUCAAGUUAUGCAGAAGAAGCUGGUUCUGAUCAUCAGUAUGGAGAAGUAGCUCAUGAUAGAGGGGCUUGGCCUAAUAACUUGAAAGAGAAAGAAAGAGGAUCAGAGCGUGAUUGGUCUGGUUCUACAGAGAGAAAACAUCGAGAUGGCAGAGAACCUUCCUACGAUAGAGACAUGGCUCGUGAAAAGGAUAGAGGGCAUGAUCAGGAUUGGUCAGAGAAGAGAUACCGAGAUGAUAGAGAUGUUGCACGAGACAGGGAGAGGGACCGGGAUCGUGAACGUUCUAGAGAACGAGGUCGCGAUCGUGAGAGGGAUCGAGAUCGUGAUCGUGAUCGUCAUAGGGAUGAUAGAGAUAGAUAUGCUGAUCAUCAUAGGUACAAGGACCGUGAGCAAGAAUAUGAUGAUGAUGACCGAGGAAGAUCAUCUAGGGGACACAGCAAAUCACGAUUAUCACAUGAGGAAGACCAUCGGUCAAGAUCAAGGGAUGCUGAUUAUGGGAAGAGGCGACGUAUAACUAAUGAGUGAUCUGCGGCCUUGCCUACUUAUUUUCAAGGAUACUUCUAUGAGAUCGAUUAGGAGCUAAUCCACUAAGGGUUUGCCAUUUAUAUUCAGGCUUUCUACUAAGAGGCUUCCUUUACUACCUGCCUUCAUCAAACAGUUGCUCUCUGAAAUGUUCCGUUUAUGCUCUUUUCCUGUUCAAGGAGCACUCGUCUUUCAGCAUUAAGAACAUGGAGGACGUAGAGCAAGCUGUUGGAAGAAGUAUGGAAGGAAACCCCUUGAAGCCUCUGUCUAAGGAAGCAUUGUUAUAUUACAUGGUGUUACCUCUUUAGUGAAGAUUGAACUGCUAGUGGAACCUUUUAUCUCAGUUUUUAGCCUCUUUUUUAAUUUGUGUUUUUGUUGAAUGUGACAUGAAUAAUCUUAUGUUUGGUGACUUGUGACUUGAAUUUGUUGUAAGCCGAGCCAUAGAUUAUCGUAGACAUUUGCUAUUUGAUGUAAUGUGUCAGGAGGAUUUGAGACACAGGUUGGCGCCGGUCCUGCUCCCUACUUGCUUUGGCAUUUGUUGUACUAAUCAUUUUUCUCUUUGUAUCAUCUUUAGUUUGUUUUUGACCCAGUUUUUUGUUGGGCAUAUGAUGUUGUUUAGGGCUAAUUCUUCUUCUGCAAAUGUACAUAGAUUUUCUUGUUAUUAGUUUUUGAAAAAUGUACAUGGAAUAUACUAACAAUGGAAGGGUUUCUGUCAUUCUAAAUGAACUCCACAUUUUUAUA